Molecule: messenger RNA, 588 nt
Organism: Parastagonospora nodorum SN15
Lineage: Eukaryota; Fungi; Ascomycota; Dothideomycetes; Pleosporales; Phaeosphaeriaceae
Exons: 2
Coding region: 1-588 (195 amino acids)
Biological process (GO): proteasome-mediated ubiquitin-dependent protein catabolic process
Cellular component (GO): proteasome core complex; proteasome core complex, beta-subunit complex
Source: RefSeq, a predicted model, not a curated record
AUGGUGGGCAAGGACUGUGUCGCAAUCGCCUGCGAUCUCCGUCUCGGCAUGCAAGCCCUCACAAUCUCCAACAACUUCCCCAAGAUCUUCCAAUACGGCGACGUGUUCCUUGGCCUAACAGGCCUCGCCACCGACGUUGCUACCGUCUCAGACCUUUUCCGCUACAAAGUCAACAUGUACCGCCUACGCGAAGAGCGCAACAUCAGCCCGCAGACCAUGGCCAACCUCGUCUCCUCGUCGCUGUACGAGAAGCGGUUCGGCCCGUACUUUGUCAGUCCAGUCAUUGCAGGAAUCAACCAGACAACCGGGAAGCCGUUCAUCUGCGGAUUCGACAGCAUUGGGUGCAUUGAUUUUGCGAAGGACUUCAUCGUGAGCGGAACCGCAAGCGACCAGCUGUUUGGCACAUGCGAAGGCCUGUGGGAGCCUGAUCUGGUAUCAUCCCAGGGCCCAGAGGACCUCUUCGAGACCAUCUCGCAAGCGCUGCUAAACGCUGUUGACCGAGACGCACUGUCGGGCUGGGGAGCACACGUGUACAUCAUCGAGAAGGACAAGGUCACCAAGCGGUUAUUGAAGGGCAGACAGGACUGA